Cydia splendana is the source of this 714-nucleotide messenger RNA. Its product is annotated as all trans-polyprenyl-diphosphate synthase PDSS2-like. Gene Ontology annotation, cellular component: mitochondrion; transferase complex. The record is from RefSeq and is a predicted model, not a curated record. Gene Ontology annotation, molecular function: prenyltransferase activity. The transcript is spliced from 3 exons. Gene Ontology annotation, biological process: isoprenoid biosynthetic process; ubiquinone biosynthetic process. The coding region runs from base 1 to 714 and encodes 237 amino acids. NCBI's taxonomy places the organism in Eukaryota, Metazoa, Arthropoda, Insecta, Lepidoptera, Tortricidae.
AUGGAGCUCACCGGAGACUACAUACUGAGCAAGUCGUCUCUGCUUAAUGGUGGUUUGUGCAACACCGAGGUAUCAGAGCUGAUCUGCAGUUGCCUGAGGGACCAGAUCGAAGGAAAGUUCCUGGGCGAACACGGAGUGGAUGAUAAACCCAUACCAUCUAAGCCUAAUGUAAACCACGAGGUUAAACUUUACGAUUGGGAGAACGAGUGCAACUUGGAGAAGCUCGGCAGCAACGAGUACCUUGGACAAGGAAAGGAGGAGUGGAUACUCCGCACCAUGCUGCUAUCCGGCAGCAUUCUCGGGAAAGGUUGCGAGGCCGCUAUGAAGCUAGCUCGCCAAGACGAGAUUGAAAGAGACGCUUAUAAACUCGGAGGACAUCUCGCCCUAUUAUGGCAACUGUAUAUAGACAUAUCUGAUUUCUUCACUAACCCAAAAUCUAAGUAUUCACUGGUAGGCGCAUCAGUUAUAAUGGCUCUUUGGGAGUAUCCCUCCAUCUACGAUCAGUUGUUUCUGUCACAGCGGCCUGUAAAUCUGAAUGAGUUAAAUCAAGCGGUGAGCAGCAAUUGUUGUAUGGUCGCCCUAUCCAGUCUUUUAAACGAGGAGCUUGGCGCCGUAUUGAAAUAUAGUGAUGGGAUGCCGGUACAUGACGCGCGCAAAGCGUUGCAGAACAUUGCUAAGGCGCUCUAUGGGGAUGCAAUGAAGAUAAUAAAAUAA